AUGGCCAUCCAGACCAUCUUGGUGAUCAACAAGUCCGGUGGACUGGUUUACCAACGCGACUUCGUGGCCACGGCGCCGCGGCUGUCCAGCAACGAGUAUCUGAUCCUAGCAGGGACGUUACAGGGAAUCGUGGCGAUUGCGAGUCAAAUUACGCCCAAAUCGCUGCAAAUCGCGGGCAAGGGCAGCGCCAAGGGCGGUGUCGAACCCGCAGGCGGCGCUGCCGCGCCUCUGGUGCCCUAUGUGGGCACUUUGGGAGCGACAACGGCGAGCGGCACACCGAUGGGCAGUUUCCUGGGGCCGGACUACUUCAACGACGCGUUUGCGAGUUGCAAUGGACGGGGUUUAAAGCACGUCACGACAGACCAGAACUCGCUUUUCUUGUAUCAAACACUCACGGGAAUCAAGUUUGUUGCGGUGAGCACACAGCCCACGACGAACGCUAUGGCGGUGGCGGUGGCAGAAAACCUACUUCGCAAGGCGUACUGUCUGUAUGCGGACUAUGUGAUGAAAAAUCCAUUCUACGAGCCCGAGAUGCCCAUCAAAUGUGAGCUAUUUGACCAAAAACUGGGCGUUUUGGUAGGCCAGCUCUAG
Molecule: messenger RNA, 591 nt
Organism: Lachancea meyersii CBS 8951
Lineage: Eukaryota; Fungi; Ascomycota; Saccharomycetes; Saccharomycetales; Saccharomycetaceae
Source: the annotation of a GenBank genome assembly